Molecule: messenger RNA, 342 nt
Organism: Dovyalis caffra
Lineage: Eukaryota; Viridiplantae; Streptophyta; Magnoliopsida; Malpighiales; Salicaceae
Source: the annotation of a GenBank genome assembly
AUGCAGGAGAAAUACUUAGGUUCUAAUGAGUUGAGAUUGCAUGUUCCUUCUCAAUUUUCUUCUUAUAUCAAGAAAUCUAUUUGUAAAAGUUUCAGCGAGUUACGAGAGGGUUUCACCUGGAGAUAUAGGCAUGCAAUGAAACUGACAUUUCCUUUUGGAUGGACAAUUGGUGUGGGGAUUCAGGGAGGCCAUGCUGGCUAUCCCAUUAGCCCCUACUCUUCGUGUACAGACAAACUGAUUUGGAGUGGUGGUGCUGAUGGGGUUUACAGCACUAAAUCAGGUUACCAGUUGUUAACUUUGAAUUCUUCUACAGUAGAAAAUGUCAAUGUUGCUUGGGUUUAG